Molecule: messenger RNA, 2652 nt
Organism: Bombus huntii
Lineage: Eukaryota; Metazoa; Arthropoda; Insecta; Hymenoptera; Apidae
Gene: Cyp303a1
Product: probable cytochrome P450 303a1
Exons: 10
Coding region: 686-2404 (572 amino acids)
Biological process (GO): xenobiotic metabolic process
Cellular component (GO): intracellular membrane-bounded organelle; cytoplasm
Molecular function (GO): oxidoreductase activity, acting on paired donors, with incorporation or reduction of molecular oxygen, reduced flavin or flavoprotein as one donor, and incorporation of one atom of oxygen; heme binding; iron ion binding
Source: RefSeq, a predicted model, not a curated record
UAGAUGGAAUCUGACACAGGGUUUUAAAGUUUAAAUAUAACUGUAUAUUUCACAGAGAACACCUUCGGAGACUGAAUGUGCGAAUGAAUGUUCGUUCAGUGUAUACGGAACGGUACUGUUUUAUUGCGUACCUUGCGCGGAAAGCUGAGUGUAAGUGAUAUAUGUGGAAAAGAUGAAAACUUGAGAUGGACGAGCCUAGAACAUGGGACAAGCGGAUUAGUCAAUUAAAAAUUUCGGUGAAGAAGUAAGGGUAACGGUGAUCGCUGUUAAUUGGUUAGAAGAACUGAUAAGAAAAGAAGAGAACUGACCGCCCCAAACUGAAGCCCCCAAACGUAGAUACGGAGCGUACCAUCGAGCGACGCACGCGGAAAUCGCGCGUGUCCCAACAUUUAAUCGUUAGUUACAGUUAAUAAAACCGGGGAGCGCCUCGAUAAUGCAUCGUAAAAAUAAGGGAUUCGACGGCAAACAUUAAACCUUAUUUCAGGCAGAUUUUAGGCAGAACAGGCAGAAUUAGUGGUAAUAAAGACUAAUUUUCAGCACGGCAGUAACGAUUUUUUGGGGAUUAUUGCUGGUCCGAGUGAAUAUGUCAAGGGAAACAUAGACGGAGAAAUAAGACUGGAGAAGAUACAUGGCAUCUUUAGAAAAUUAGAAACGGUUAUUCUCGAACGGUGUUGUGACUGAAGAAAUGGCCGAGUGUUUAAUGACUGGAUCGUGUAUGUUUUCCACGGUGGUGUUAUGUAUAAUACUACUCUUACUGCUACUAUAUCUAGGAUCGCGGAAACCGAAAGGAUACCCACCAGGUCCAAAAUGGUGGCCAAUUUUGGGCUGCGCCAUCGAACUGACUCGUCUUCGCAAGAAAACUGGUUACAUGUUCAAGACCUGUUUCACUUUAUGUAAGAAAUAUGGGCCGGUGGUCGGUCUGAAAGUCGGCGUGGACCGUAUCGUCAUACUAAAUGAUUAUGAGAGCAUUCGGACAAUGUUCGCUAAUGAAGAUUGCGAUGGAAGACCGCUUGGUCUACUUUACGAUGUGCGAACUUCCGGUUGUAGGAGAGGAUUAAUUCUCGUGGAUGGAAAUUUGUGGAUCGAGCAAAGAAGAUUCGUGUUGAAACAUCUCCGUGACCUCGGCUUCGGUCGGCAAGACAUGGCUGUAAUAAUACAAGAAGAGUGCCGAUCGCUCGUUGAACACAUCAAAAAGUUAAUCAGCGACGAACAUAAUAAUCGAAUUAACGAAUCUAAAAUGUAUUGCAACAAUAACGAGUAUGACAAUGGACAGAUAUAUCGAUUAAUUGAAAAAGAUAAGGCGAACGAGUCAGAAUUAAUGGAGAAGCAUACAACGAGUGAAAAGCAAGUAAAAGCCUCGGAUUUGUACGUAAAUGCUUACGAAUACGUGGAGAUCAAGAUGGCUCAAUCCCAUCCUGGAACGAUAAUUCCAAUGAACGACGUGUUUGGAAUUACAGUACUCAAUACUUUGUGGAGAAUGAUAGCUGGUAAAAGGUUUAAUAUCGGUGACGAGGAGCUAACUUAUUUCCAACGGAUUCUGACACAGGCUUUAACGAAAAUCGAUAUGUUAGGAGCACCGUUUGGUCAUUUUCCGCUACUGAGAUUUAUCGCGCCAGAAAUGUCCGGUUACAAAUCGUUCGUGGAGGUUCAUCGACAACUUUGGGAGUACUUGAAGGAUGAACUGGAUACUCAUAAGAACGACUUUGCACCAGACUCGCCGCGAGAUUUAAUGGACGUAUAUCUAACUGUUUUGAACUCUAAAAAUUAUAACAACACGUUUUCAGAAUCUCAAUUGCUUGCCAUUUGUAUGGAUUUAUUUACAGCAGGUUCAGAAACUACGUCCAAAGGUCUUUGCUUUUGUUUUUUAUAUUUAGUGCUAUUCCCGAAAGUACAGAAAAAGGCACACGAAGAAAUAGAUAGAGUAAUUGGACGUAACAGACUUCCAACUCUAGAAGAUCGGACGAGAAUGACAUAUAUGAACGCCAUCGUCUUGGAAUCACUGAGAUUCUUCGCAGGACGAACGUUAAAUGUUCCACAUAGAGCACAAAGAGAUACUACGAUAUUGGGUCAUACGAUACCAAAAAAUACGAUGCUUUUGGUAAAUUUCAAUAGAGUAUUAAUGGAUGAAUCAUGGGGCGAUCCCGAAAACUUCCGACCAGAAAGAUUUAUAGACGAAAGUGGUAAUAUCAUUACGCCACCCACGUACUUGCCAUUUGGCUUGGGCAGACGUCGUUGUAUGGGGGAGAAUUUAGCUAGAAGCAAUACAUUUAUUAUAGCUACUACUCUGUUACAAGCAUUCACAUUUUCCACAGUACCUGGAGAAGAACCAUCGACAGAAGAUUUUGUCGAUGGAGUCACCAUUAGUCCUAAACCAUUCAGGGUAAUGGUUUCUUUAAGGACGUAAUUAAGUACGAAAGCGUUUAAAAUAAUUUCACUCAAAAGUAAUGGCAAUUUUUAAUCGACUUAAUCCUUAUACGGUUUAAUUGAUAUCAAAAGAUUAUUAUGAAAAUAAUAUCUUUGUUAAUGUAAACUUAUAAUGCAGUAUAUGUAGCAAAUAGCGUACAGUAAUUACAAUAGUUCUAAGUAAGCGUAUAUUUUAAUGUUCAAAAAAAUAUAUUUUAUUUUAUAUGAAAAUACAUGUGUAUGUAUAUA